AUGGCACUGGAGCACAUGGCACCGACUUUGGAGGAGCUGGCGCUGACCACGGACAUGGAUGGAUACAGCUGCAUGCCAGGUGUGGAGACAAACCUGGGCGAGCUUUUGACCACAGCUGCUUUGGCAAAGCCCCAAGGCAUAUGCUUAGAGACGCAGGAAGGCUGCUACACUUUUAUUCAGGUGGCUCAGAUGGCAGAUGCAAUCCGCAAAGUCCUGCGAAAAGCUUUGCAAAGCCUGGAAUUGCCGACGUUGGGAGCUAUUGAUCUCAGCUCACCGGAUGCACACAGCCGGCGAGCCGAUGAGCACGUGGUCACUAUCGUGCUGGAGCGAGGUCACCAGAGCAUCGCAGCUGUACAUGCCGUGAUGCUGGAGGGUUGUGCCUACAACGCCUUCGACGCGGGGGAGCCGGUUGAGAAGCUGCGGAGCUGGGUUGAGGUGUCGCAGCCUCCUAUCAUGAUCUCGAACGAAUCGACGAUGCGGCGGCUGAACAUCACAAAUGUGGCAGCGACCCUGGGCGGGUUCCCGCGCAUCGUGCUGGACGUGGACCUUGCUCUGAAGAGGGCAAACAGCACGGCCCUUCCCUUGCGGCCAGCCCACGCUCCAAAGGACCUGGACAGGUUAGCCUACUUGAUCUUCACCAGCGGCUCCACGGGCAAGCCGAAAGCAGUCAUGAUCCGACACAAGAGCGCCCUGAACGUUGUGCGCAUUUGGGGCAGGUAUGUGGGUCUGAACGAGCAAGAUCGCUUCGCACAGGUUGCCUCCAUGUCCUGGGAUGUUCACGUCAUCGAGGUCUACGGCACUAUGGCCGCCAGGGCCACCAGUGUGACCUGCCCGGAUCUCGUGAAGAAGAGCGGUCCGGACAUGCAAACUUGGCUGAAGGAGAAGCAGAUCUCCGGAAUGAGCGUCGUGCCCUCGCACCUGCGCACCAUGGCGGGCGGAGGAGCCAAAGAUGUGUCCAGAACAGCCGCUGGGCUGCCCGAUUUACGCAUCCUGGAUGUUGGGGGUGAGGCCUUGGGCGCCGACGUCGUAGACACCUGGGCGCCUGGGCGCCGGCUCUUCAACAGCUAUGGGCCUUCAGAGAUUUCGGUAGUUUGCACCGGAGGGUAUGUCCAAAGCGGCGAUGCGAUCACAAUUGGAGCACAACUGCCCACCUAUGACUGCUAUAUCCUGGACCCAGAGACAAUGGAGGUGAAGCCUGAAGGCGAGCGAGGUGUCCUCUUCGUGGGAGGCAUUGGCUUGGCCCGCGGAUAUCUGGAAGAGGAAGAGAAGACAAAACAGAAGUUCAUCGAGCUGCCUGGCAUUGGCCGCGUCUACAACACCGGAGACCUUGCUUCGCGUGCCGGUGACGGCCGCAUCCACUACCACGGACGAGUGGACUGGCAGGUAAAGGUUCGCGGCAUCCGGAUUGAACUGGAAGCCCUAGAGCAGGCGAUCACCGAGCUGCCUGCAGUGAAGCAUUGCGAGGCGCGCGUCUUGGACGGCGGUCAGCGCCUGGUUCUGCUGGCCUCUGGUUCAGUGGAGCUUUCAGAGGCGGAGCUCAAGGCGACGGCUGCAGCGCUGGGCCGCGGUUAUGUGCUGAGCCAGGUGAAGAUAGUAGAGAACGACGCCUGGAAGUUCAACACCUCCGGCAAGCUCCUGCGCAACGCCGUGCCACUGGAUGCGGCCGCGGAGGAAGUGACGAAGGAUGCUUGGGAGAGCUUCGUGAAGGAAGGCGCCACCGAGCUGGAGAGGGAGAUUGCCGCCUGCCUGGCACCCCAGCUCAGCAAUGUGGAGCAGUGGGACUGCAACUCUCACUUCAUGGAGGACCUGGGCGUGGAUUCUGGAGGCUUCGGGCGUCUCAUUUCCCAGAUGCGUGCGAGGCCUUCAUUGCAGCAGGUGGAUUUGCAGCUGCUUUUCGAGCACCCUACAGUGCGGUCGCUGGCCGCUGCGCUGGCUCUGUCGGGCGACGACUCCGACUCGGACCACGAAGGUGGCGCUGAGAUUGCUGAGGGCUUGGUGCAUGACUUCAUGGCCCGCUUGGAGGAAAUGCCCCAUGUGAUCUGCACCGAGUCUGGCUGCCAAAGCAUCAGCUACCAUCAGUUGUCUAAACUGUCAGCUUCGUACCAGCAGCUGCUUCAUCAGAUGAAGCAUGAGCCAUCUGGGUGCGUGGCCAUCUGCUUGGAGCUUCCUGGGAGGCUUGCGGCUAUGCUGGCUGCAGCCAGAGAGGGCCGCACUUUCUGCAUCUUAGAUUCAAGGAGCAGUGACCUCUCCUUGCUGGAGCAGCUCCGUGUGGCGAAGCCGCAGGUGCUGUUGGCAAGAAGGGCGGAGAUGGCGGAGGCCCGAUGGACAUGCCUGGAGCAGCACUGCAAGCUUGCCAACGUCAUUUGCGUGGAUGUAAGCUCCCCCUCCCUCCAGUCGAAGACGCUGAAGCAGCGAGCCUCGGCGCAAGUUGCCUGCAUCGCCUUCGAGGAGACCAGCGACGGGCUCCGAGCGUUGCCUGCAUCCGAAGCCUUGCUGCAGCAGGCCGCCGCGUCGUGGCGGCUGCAUGUGGACGGCACGACCCGCGUGCUCUGCAGCCUGAAAGCGGGCAGCGUCGGAGGUUUGGGAGUAGCCUGGGCUUGCCUGACAGCCGGAGCCACGCUUCUGGCUCCCUCGGACCAGCUCUUGCAGAAGGUCUGCGUGAGCCGUGCCACGAUGCUGGUCUGCGAGCCGGAAGACUUGGAGACCUUUGCCAGGUUGGAAGCCGGGCACGCUCGGCCAGAGACGUUGUCUGCCGUGUGCAUGCAGGACCUGGGCGCCGAGAUGCCGGCGCUCCGCUGGGCACCCAGCCAUCUCUGCGUGAUGCGCGUCGGAACGGCCUGGACCACUGCGGCGCCCAGCGUGGCUCCCAGCGUGGCUCCCAUGGCUCCCGAGCUCCGGCGCGGGGCCUCGAUGGAGAGUGCAGCAUCGCGGGCCUGGCGAGCCGCUGGCUCUUCGCUGUCCAUUGCCUCAACUCUGGCUGGCUACGUCCUGGGGCAGACUGCAGAAGAGCCUGGGGACGACUUCGGACCCAGCGCCUGGCCGGUGCUCUGCGCGACAGUGCAAGGGGCUGCAAUUCUUGCACAGCCUGUCUUCGUGGCGGCACGCCUAGUCCUGGCUGAGCGUGUGCUGCUGCCACUGAGCUUUGUGCUCCCGCUUUGGGGCACCUUCCUGCUUCUGCUGGGCUUGCUGUUCUUGGAGCAGUUUGUGCGGGUGGGCCUUCUAGCAGUCACCAAGUGGCUUCUCAUUGGCCGUUACAAGGAGGGAGAGCACGAUAUUUACAGCUUGAUGUACUUGCGGCAUUGGCUCGUAGAGCACAUGGCGAAGGGCACAAUCGUGGGCCAGAAUGCGCAUCAGGGCAGCAGCAUCGCCUUCCUCUUUAUGCGCAACUUGGCGCUCAAAGCCCUUGGAGCCGAUGUGUCCCUCUCGUCCGUGAUCACAGCCCGCGUCGUGGCCUUCGACUUGGUGACUGUUGGCGACCUGGCGACUGUGCAUGGGCCAAGGCACCUGACAGCCGUGAACUACGGCGCCCGGCGCAUGGUUCUGAAGCGCGUCCAGGUCGGGGCUGGCGCCUAUGUCGGGCCCAACUGCACCCUAGAGCCAGGUUGUGAGGUGGCUGCUGCUGGUUACGUGGAGCCUUUGUCAACAGUAUCCAGUGGCAUGCUUGUGGACGGCCGCGUCUGCGGCGUGCCCGCCCAGCCAGUGGACGGGGCUGACACCGCCCGUGUCCCCACACCGGCUGAGGCCCGUCGCUUCCGCUGUGCCGCGGCGGCCUUCGCGACGGGCUACUGGCUGUUGCUGCUUCCGAAGGCCCUGGUGCCCUUUCUGGGCGUCUUCUUCCUUCAGCUGCUAAGCAGUGACUACCCCUUCAACAGGCCCGAGCAGGUGGAAGAGAAGGUGAUGCACAGCGAGCACAUGGAUGCGCUGCCCAGUCAGCUCUUCACGAUGUUUUGCUGGGUGCCACUGAUGGCCUUUGGAGUCUCUAUGAUCAACACCAUCUUCCAGCUGUUCGGGACCGCGCUUCUGUGCAGGGUACUGCCCAAGGUCAAGCCGCCGUGCACCUACCCGCUGGUGAGCAUCCGCGCCCAAAUUGCGGCCCUCAAGAUGUCGAUGGUGCUGCAGGCAUCGGAGAUGCUGGCUGAUGCGUCAAUCGUGCCGGCCUUCAUCCGCCUUUGCGGCGCCACUUUCGGGCACGGCUGCGCUAUGGGUCUGCAGGUGACGCUACCGGAAACCCUGGUCGUUGGCAAGGGCUGCUUCUUCGCCACUGGUAACAUCUUGACCUCCGUGGAUGUGGACCGAGGCCAGUUCAAGGUGCCGUGCAUCACCUACAUGAGUGACCACACCUUCCUGGGCAACCACAACCACCUGCCGCAAGGCCUUCCCGAGGGCAGCUUCUGCGGAGUGGGCACUUGGCUUCCAGAAAGACCCACAGAGCCGAACAUGAGCUAUUUUGGGAAUCCAGCGAUGAAGUUCAAGCGCCUCAGUAGCCAGGCUGGCAAGGUAAACCAGGGCCCAGAGCCCGCCAGCUGUUUAGCACGCUUCUGGCAUCACUUCAGCACCAGCAUCCUGGACGUCUUCCUGUAUCGGGGCGUGCAAGGCAUGGUGACGGCAGCUGCUUUCGUGACGAGCCGUGUGCUGGUGCCGGACAUCACUGGAGUUGGGCAAGCCUUUGAGGUGCUGGGCAUCUACAUUGCCUUUGCUCUCGGAUCGUGGUACGUCUUCUCCGUUCUCCUUGGCAAUCUGCUCUUCAAUGGCAGCGCCCCGCGCUCCAACGCCUACUACUCCACGACCGUGACCCGUUGGUUCACGGCCCUGACGGCGCAGCAGCGUGUCUUCAAGCUACCCUUCCAGACUGCUGGAAGCCGAUGGCAAGCGCCUAUCUUGCGGCUGCUGGGCGCCAAAGUAGGCAGGCGCUUCUUCUGCAUGAACGAGCUUGUCCUUGUGGAUGCGCCCUUCACGGAGAUCGGGGACGACGUGACCGUGGACUACGAUGGGCAGGUGAGAUGCCACUCCUUCGAGGACUUCCGCCUCAAGUUCACCCGCUACAAGAUUGGAAACGGCGUAACCAUCAUGAGCGGCGCCAGUGUUGCCAUGUGCGAUGCUGGGGAUGGCGCGGUCCUCCGCCCAGGAAGCCUCACAUGGAAAGGCAGCAACCUGGUGCCAGGGGGCAUCUACGAAGGUGCGCCAGCUGCAGCAGUGGAUGACUUAGAGCGCGCGCUUCCAGGUCCCACAUUGUUGAAGACCCGGCCAGCAGCACGCAGUCCGAAAUGA
Molecule: messenger RNA, 5268 nt
Organism: Symbiodinium pilosum
Lineage: Eukaryota; Dinophyceae; Suessiales; Symbiodiniaceae
Source: the annotation of a GenBank genome assembly